AUGCCUCGUGGUCAGAAGAGUAAGGUCCGUGCUCGUGAGGAACGCCGCCGUAACAGAGGUGAGACCCAAGGUCUUAAUGCUCAGGCCACCACAGCAGGGGUAGGAGAGACCACUUCCUCCCCCGCUUCUGUUUCUCGGGGCACUCCCCCGACCGCUGCUGCUGGCCCUCGCCAGGAGCCUCAGGGAGCCCCAGCCACGAGCUCUCGUGCUGCAGGGGUUUCAUGCCCAGGAUAUGAUGUACGUGCCAAGGGCCAAGUUGAGGAAAGUAAAAAUUCCUCCCAGGCCUCAACCUCCAGGGAUCCUGGAAAGGAUCUUGUAACCAGGAAGGCAGGGAUGUUGGUGCAGUUCAUGCUGUGUAAAUAUAAGAGAAAGGAGCCCAUUAAAAAGGGAGAAAAGCUGAAGAUUGUCAACAAAAGGUAUAGGGAGCACUUCCCCGAGAUCCCCAGGAGAGCCUCCGAGUGCAUGGAGCUGGUCUUUGGCCUAGAAUUGAAGGAAGUCAAGCCCAACAGUCAUUCCUAUGCCCUUGUCGGCAAGCUAGAUCUCACCGAUGAUGGGCGUCGGAGCAGUGGCUGGCGGUUUCGGAAGAAUGGGCCCCUGAUGCCUGUCCUCGGUGUGAUCUUCUUGCAUGGCGACCGCGCCUCUGAGGAGGAGAUCUGGGAAUCCCUGAAUGUUUUGGGUGUUUUUGAUGGAAGGAGGCACGUCAUCUUGGUGGAGCCCAGGAAGCUUAUCACAGAAGAUUUGGUGCAGGAAAGGUGCCUGGAGUACCGCCAGGUGCCCAGCAGCGAUCCGCCAUGCUCUGAGUUCCUGUGGGGCCCGAGAGCCCGCGCUGAAACCAGCAAGAUGAAAGUGCUGGAGGUUCUGGAUAUCCACGAUACGGUCCCCACUGCCUUCCCACCCCACAAUGAAGAGGCUUUGAGAGAUGAGGGAGAGAGAGCCCGAGCCAGGGCUGCAGCCAGGGCUGGCACUACUGCCACCCGUGCGCGUUCCAGGGCCACAUCCAGCCUCUCCUCACACCCCUAG
Molecule: messenger RNA, 1020 nt
Organism: Lagenorhynchus albirostris (white-beaked dolphin)
Lineage: Eukaryota; Metazoa; Chordata; Mammalia; Artiodactyla; Delphinidae
Product: melanoma-associated antigen B4-like
Biological process (GO): negative regulation of transcription by RNA polymerase II
Cellular component (GO): nucleus
Source: RefSeq, a predicted model, not a curated record